AUGACCAACGAAACUCCAACACUUCUGGCCGGUGCAGCCUGCGGCAUGGAACGGCCAGACUAUGGAGACUAUGGAAACAGUGAGGACGGCCUUACUGUUGGCAUCCAGGUUAUCCAGCGUGCUUUUCAGAGGAAGGUGAACAGCCUUGAGCAAGAGAUCAAAAAGAUGGAGCUCACCUGCGAGGAACACAGGGCCAGUGUGACAAACCUGGACCGGAAGACCUCUGCGUUGCAGGUGGAGCUUGUCGAGUCCAAAGAGCGAUGGGAACAGCUGCAGGAUGAGGAGAAGGAGCUGUACAAAACCUUGGGAUCUUUGAAGAAGCAGAUUCUGAGGCUGGAAAGCCUCAAAGCUGCAGUGUUAAAGGAGAUCCAGGAUGACCAGCACAAAGAAGCCGAGCUGGGAGAGUUGAAGUCACUCAUGAGUGAUGAAUACUUUAGGGGCACCAUGCCGCUAACUGCGGGAGAGCUUGGUUAUGGUCCAUCUCGUGAGGCGCCAAGGUUUUCACCUGUGACUUCGGGACCCCAGGUCUUCCCCUCUGAACCUCGCACACAGGGCCCCCGUGCACCUGUGGCUGCAUCCCUGCCAUCGUACGGUGGUCGAAGUGACGAUGCCAGCAUUGGCUCACGGCCACCGGUGGUGGAUGGAAAGGCCUUUUUCAGGUUGGCGAGAUCGCGGCUGCCCAUUGAGGACUUUAACAAGUUCCUGGCCAGCAUCAAGCGUCUCAACAACCAGCAGCAGACCCGCGAGGAUACCAUGAAAGAGGCCAGCCGGAUCUUCGGCCCCGAACGUGCUGAUCUGUUUCGAGAUUUCGAAGCUCUGCUCACGCGCCACGGCAUGUGAAAGGCACAAGUUCCCGGCCAUCUUCAGGGGACUCUCUGACUCUCUGCGUUGCCGAACGGGUUGAUGUUGCUGGAAAAGGUUGGAUGAACAAGAC
This is a messenger RNA of Cladocopium goreaui, 934 nucleotides long. Lineage: Eukaryota; Dinophyceae; Suessiales; Symbiodiniaceae. The record is from the annotation of a GenBank genome assembly.